UCGGGAGCACCUCUCUGCCGGGGCUGGCGUGGCACAUCUGCAGCUCCCCUCAGCAGAAUUGGCCCUUUCUGCCUCUCUUCGCCCGGCCAGGCGCAGAGAUGAACCACACCAGGCCUCGCUAUGCCAUCGAACGUCCUGCCUAUUCAGUCAGCCUCUUCGAUGAAGAGUUUGAGAAGAAAAACAGAAGUUACCCUCUUGGGGAAAAAUUGAAAAACGUUUUCAGAUGUUCAGCUUCCAGAUUCAAACACAUCCUCUUCAGCCUGUUCCCCAUCCUGGUGUGGCUUCCCAAGUAUAAAAUCAAGGACUACAUUUUGCCUGAUGUUCUCGGCGGGGUCAGUGCGGGGACAAUUCAAGUGCCACAAGGGAUGGCCUUCGCCCUGUUGGCCAACCUGCCUCCUGUCAACGGGCUCUACUCCUCCUUCUUCCCCUUGCUGACAUACCUCUUCCUCGGUGGCAUCCAUCAGAUGGUGCCAGGUACUUUUGCAGUUGUCAGCAUUAUUGUUGGCAACGUCUGCAAUGAGCUGGCUCCAGAGUCGGACUUCCAGUACUUCAACCACACCACCAACGAGACCAGAGUCAACACCACAGCCCUGGAAGCAGCCAGGCUGGAGAUCUCAGCCACCUUAGCCUGUCUGACAGCCAUCAUACAACUCUGCCUGGGAUUCCUGCAGUUUGGCUUUGUUGCUAUCUACCUCUCAGAGUCUUUCAUCAGGGGCUUCAUGACAGCAGCAGGGCUGCAGAUCCUCAUCUCCGUGCUCAAGUACGUCUUCGGCUUGAGAGUCCCAUCCUACACCGGGCCCUUAGCUAUUGUCUAUACAUUCCUUGAUAUUUGUAAAGGUUUGCCCAAGACCAACUUGGCCUCCCUGGUCUAUGCCUUGGUCAGUGCUCUGCUCCUGAUCGUUGUCAAGGAGCUCAACCUAAAGUACAUGAAAAAGAUCCGGAUGCCCAUCCCCAUGGAGAUCCUCAUUGUCAUAGUUGCAACUGCAAUCUCUGGCAGCUUCCACAUGCCUGAGAAGUAUGGCAUGCCAGUGGUAGGGAAGAUCAGCAUGGGGUUCCCAGCUCCCUCCCUGCCCCUGGUGACCAAGUGGAAGGAGAUGAUGGGCACUGCCUUCUCACUCGCCAUCGUGGGCUACGUCAUCAACCUGGCCAUGGGGAGGACUCUGGCAGCCAAGCAUGGCUAUGAUGUGGACCCCAACCAGGAAAUGUUGGCGUUGGGCUGCAGCAACUUCUUCGGAUCCUUCUUCAAAAUCCACGUGAUCUGCUGUGCCCUCUCUGUCACUCUGGCUGUGGAUGGGGCAGGAGCAAAAUCACAAGUGGCAAGUUUUUUCGUGGCCUUGGUGGUUAUGGUGACCAUGCUGGCCCUGGGGAUCUACCUGGAACCUCUUCCAAAGUCUGUCCUGGGAGCCCUCAUUGCUGUGAACCUGAAGAACUCCCUGAAGCAGCUGGCAGACCCCUUCUACCUGUGGAAAAAGAGCAAGCUGGACUGCUUGGUCUGGCUGGUGAGCUUCCUGUCUGCUUUCCUCCUGAGCCUUCCCUACGGAGUGGCAGUGGGCGUGGGAUUCUCCGUGCUGGUCGUGGUUUUCCAUACCCAGUUCCGUAACGGCUCUGCCCUGGGCCAGGUAACUUCCACUGACAUCUACAAAAACCCUAAAGCCUACAGCAAGGUACAUGAACUUAAUGGGAUUAAAAUUGUGACCUACUGCUCACCACUGUAUUUUGCCAACUCAGAGAUAUUUCGCCAGAAGAUCAUAGCCAAGACUGGGGUGGAUCCUGGCAAAGUGUACUUGGCCAGGAAGAAAUAUGUGAAACGUCAGGAGAAGGGGACAGCACAACCACCAACCCAGCUGCCAAAAUUCCUACUGAGGCAGAACAAGACUUUAUCUUUGCAAGAGCUCCAGAAGGACUUUGAAAGCACCUCUCCAACAGACACCAACAACAACCAGACCACUGCCAAUGGUGCCACCAUCUCCUAUGUCACAUUCUGUCCCCCUGCCAAUGGUGCUGAGCAAGGGCACAGCCCCAGGGAGCUGGGCAGCACCAGGACUCUGCAGGGAAGCACUUUCAGUGUUAUGCCUGCAGCAGAUGUGGACCCCAUGGUGACAGCACCACCUUAUAUCAGCUUCCACACCAUCAUCCUGGACAUGAGUGGGGUUUGUUUUGUUGACCUCAUGGGCACAAAAGCACUGGGCAAGCUGUGUUCCAGUUAUCAGAAGAUUGGGAUUCAAGUGUUCUUGGCAAAUGUGCAUGCCCAGGUGUACAAUGACAUUAGCACAGGUGGAGUCUUUGAGGAAGGAGGCCUGGACCCAAGUCACAUCUUCCUGACCAUCCACGAUGCUGUUUUGUUUGCACUGGCAAACAUCAGAGAAGUUGCCCACCCCCCCAUCUUAGAAGAGAGGCCAAAUCAGACAGAACUCUCCAUCUAUGAUGAGUCUGUGGACGAGAGCACUGCAGAGUUCAAGAACUUGGAGGAGGAGAUGUUUGGAAGCAUGUUCCACUCAGAGACCCAGACUGCUCUGUGAGUGCUGAGGGAGCAGCAUCAUGCAGGCAAAUCCUCCUGAACAGACUCCUCCUGCUCAUCCCUUCGGGAAGAACUGCACUUCUGCCAGGGGAUACAAUAAAUCUCCAAAGCAAGAGGCCAUCCCACCUCUGGGACUGAUAAAAUGCUCCCUCCUUCCUGCUCUGCUCCUGGAGUUGAGCAAUGGACUCUGGAGCAGGUAGCAGAAGGCUACGGAAGCAGGAACUGGGGAAAUGCCAUCUCAUUAAUUACAGAAGAGGAGGGAGUUGAUUUGGAGGCAGGUGCCCUCUCACAUGGGACCAUCCCUCACUGUUGCCAAGUGCUCUCCUUUAUCCCACAAAAUCUCCCCCUCCUGCACACCCUAGCAUUCCAUAAUUUGGGCACCCCCCUCUUCUUUCUCUUCUUCCUUUUCCCUCCUCUCUCUUUCCCUGAUGAAGUGAAACACCAGCAAAUAUUUAGAGCCAUUCAGGGCUUGGAUUCAGGAGCAAAAUCCACCCCUGGAAGGUGCAGCCAGGUGGCUCUGCAAGGGAACUUUGCUCUAAGAUGUGCACUGACCUUUGGGGUGUCUGCACCCCCCGAUGUCCCUGUGUGUCCUUGUAGCACCCCCUCUGUCUCCUCUGGGACCCAGAAACCCCCCAAAACCCCUGUGCACCCCAGAAACCACUGCCUCAACCCAGUGCUGUAUUCCUGAUAUCCCAAAGCCCGUGGCACUCUGUCUCAGUAGGGCUACUUUCUGGAUUACGUUAUUUUUUAUUAUUAUUA
This is a messenger RNA of Calypte anna (Anna's hummingbird), 3277 nucleotides long. RefSeq names its product solute carrier family 26 member 9 (gene SLC26A9). Gene Ontology annotation, molecular function: bicarbonate transmembrane transporter activity; chloride transmembrane transporter activity; oxalate transmembrane transporter activity. Gene Ontology annotation, biological process: transmembrane transport. The coding region runs from base 99 to 2519 and encodes 806 amino acids. Lineage: Eukaryota; Metazoa; Chordata; Aves; Apodiformes; Trochilidae. The record is from RefSeq and is a predicted model, not a curated record. The transcript is spliced from 21 exons. Gene Ontology annotation, cellular component: membrane.